Molecule: messenger RNA, 1905 nt
Organism: Gavialis gangeticus (Gharial)
Lineage: Eukaryota; Metazoa; Chordata; Crocodylia; Gavialidae
Gene: TNFSF15
Product: tumor necrosis factor superfamily member 15
Exons: 4
Coding region: 220-942 (240 amino acids)
Biological process (GO): immune response
Cellular component (GO): membrane
Molecular function (GO): tumor necrosis factor receptor binding
Source: RefSeq, a predicted model, not a curated record
AAAAAGUUGUGCUCUCUCCUUUCCCUGAGCUAGGUUUCUAUUGUAGGCGGUGCAUUCCUUGGGAGGGAGGGUGUGUAUGUGUGUGGGGGGGGGGAGGGAGCCAUCCCACAUUCAAGUGAGCUCUUAUUUAAUGGGGGUCUCCAUGCAGGUCAGAAGACAGAAGAGAUUUUCCUGUUUCCCGCUUUCAUACAGAGAGAGACAUUUACGUGCCACAGAGGCAUGGAACGUUUAACUGAACUAACCCUAGAGGAAGCAGCUGCAAGGGCCAAUCAAGAUGCCUGGAUGCAUAUCAAGGAGGAUUUCAGGAAAAUGCGUUGGACUGUGAUUUUUUGCAUGCUGUCUGUGCUAGUCCUAACAUUACCCACAGCCUAUCUGCUGGUUGGAAAUUUCAGAGCCCACAAACCUAGCCUGGAUCAGGUGGCAGAAGAAAGAGCGCCAAAUGCCUUAAAGCAACAGGCAGCAACUACUUAUACAGUAUUCACUGACGAAAAGCCAAGAGCACACCUAACAGUUAAGAAACAGGACAGCCAAUCUGCUGAAAGAAACCAGUUUCCAGUUCUUCAGUGGGAAGACAAUCGAGGCUUGGCAUUUACCAAGAACAACCUGCAUUAUACCAACAAAUCAUUGGUGAUACCAGAAGCUGGAGAUUAUUUCAUCUACGCUCAGGUCACUUUCCGAGGGCCCAUUCCAGACCCCUCUAAUACAGCUUCCGUAACUCAGAUCAUUACCAAAGUCACAGACAGCUAUCCUGAGCCAACUCAACUGCUGACUGGCACCAAGACUCUGUGCGAAAAUACAGAAAACCAGUGGGUCCAACAUAUUUAUCUAGGGGCUGUGCUUCAGAUGCUGGAAGGAGACAGACUGAUGGUGAAUGUUAGUGAUAUCAGAUUGGUGGAUUACACUAAGGAACACAAGACUUUCUUUGGUGCUUUCUUACUGUAGAUGUCUGGCAACAGCCAAGAAGGACUUUGACUCCUCAGGGUCCUGAUACUGUAUUCCUGACAUGAGAGUUUUCACAAAUUACUUCAGUGAGUGCAAAAGCAUCUUAUAUUCUCAGUGUUAUUCUGUUUCUGUAUUCUCAGUUACCAGCAGGCUAAGGUAGCCCAUGAUUUAGUUGACCGCUGUGGAAAAAGGUUGAAGUUAGAGGCUGAAUGUGAGUUUAUCAUUAUACCAAAUACAGUGACAAACUAUACUAAAAUAUACGCAGAGAAGAGAAGUUAAAACAUUCCCAAAUUAAAGCUGGGGAUUUCAUAGAUGCCUACAAACAAAAGGCAGUCUAUAGGUGAGGGGGAAAUAAUUAUCUUAAUAUAACCAAAUCUAUGUUAAGUGAUUCCAUUGCAAUAAGCAACCUCCUUUUCUUAAGUAAACACUUUAAACUACCCCCAAUGUUUCCAGUAUAAUAUUGCCUUGUCCUUUUACAAUGAUGAUCUCAAAAAGAUGAAUUAAUAUUUGAUAGUUCCCUAUAAAUAUGUUUGCUCAGUAUAUAACACUUAAGUCUUCAAAGCACUGUUCUCUCCUUAUCUGUUUAAUUAAUCCCUCUCAAUUGCUGUGGGAAGUAGAUUAAAAUCAUUUGGAGUUCUCAGAAAAAUCACCUAAAUUUUUCUUCCAAAGUUGUUUACUAUUUUAUUCUGAACUAAUCUGCAACCUAGGCUGUAUCUCUUUCUAUAAACUGUCUAUUGAAAAAGGUUCAUGGUUUCUUGCAGAAGUUAAUAGUCCCUCUCAGGAAAAAAAGAAGAAAUGUUAGCACUGGUCGAAAAACUGAGAUACGAGAAGAAGCUUUUUAUAUAGUCUCUGGCUUUUAUCUGCUCAUCCUUCAUAAAAAUUGAGCAAAGACCUCUGCAAAAAAUUCAAAUACUAAGAAUGUCAACCUGGUCUACAACAUAAAUGAUUCCUGAUUUUUCUUUG